Nematocida ausubeli is the source of this 225-nucleotide messenger RNA. RefSeq lists its product as uncharacterized. Lineage: Eukaryota; Fungi; Microsporidia. The coding region runs from base 1 to 225 and encodes 74 amino acids. The transcript has a single exon. The record is from RefSeq and is a predicted model, not a curated record. Gene Ontology annotation, cellular component: Golgi membrane; endoplasmic reticulum membrane; COPII-coated ER to Golgi transport vesicle. Gene Ontology annotation, biological process: endoplasmic reticulum to Golgi vesicle-mediated transport.
AUGUUUGGGCUUGGAACUAUUCUUUACACAUUUACCAUGCUUGGGAACAGUGUGUGCAUACUGAACGAAGACAGAUUCCUUAAUAAUCUGGGUAUAUGCAGAAAGAGUGAAAAUGGAGCUGUAAGACAGUUAUCUGAGUUGAUAAGAACAAUCAAAACCCUUAGCUUCAUUCCUCUUAUCAUUAUAAACAUUCUUUUUAUCGUGUAUUGGCUCAUAUUAGGGUAA